AUGAUGGGAGGACCGGAAUACUACGACCCCCGGCGCCACCACCACAAUCCCCCCGGCGCCGUCGGCGGCGGCGGAGGACCGCCACACGGGAUCAUCCUCGCGGUGGUGGUCUGCAUCGUCGUCCUCGCCCCGUUCGUCUUCGGCGACCAAGGGGAAGCGAUCACCGAAGGAAUCGCCGAGCUCCUCAGCCCGCUCGGCCUCCUCCUCCUCCCGAUCGUCCUCCUGCUCGCAAUCCAGUUCCUCUCCUCCCAGCGCGGAUCCUUCGUCGCCGCGGUCCUCUCCGCCGGCGGCGGCGAGCCGGAGAGCUUCCACCGCGUCAGCGGGUCCCCCGUCGGCGUCGCGCUCUUCCUCUUCCUCGUAUUGUUCUUGCUGUACUACCGCGUCUCCAUAUUCGGCGGCGGCGAUGACUCCGGCGAUUGA
Messenger RNA from Linum tenue, 420 nucleotides. The record is from the annotation of a GenBank genome assembly. NCBI's taxonomy places the organism in Eukaryota, Viridiplantae, Streptophyta, Magnoliopsida, Malpighiales, Linaceae.